AUGAUCAAGAUAUACCUAACAUUCAUAUGUCUACCAUCCCCCCUUUUGACAGGAGAGAAAGUUGAUUCCAGAGAUCUGAAAAAUGUCCUGAGGAACCUGGGGAUUGAGCUCACAGAUAAAGAACAAGAGAAGCUGUUGAAAACGUUACCAACUGAUGAUGCUGGAAAAGUAUAUCACAAUAGAUUGUUGAAGGGUGUGAAGUCUCUUAAGGGGGGGAAGAUUCAUGUAAAUAACCUGGACCAUAUUCUUGCAAAAUUGGGAAUUGAGCUCACAGAAGAGGAACUUGCAAAACUGUCAAAAAAUCUGCAAGUUGAUGCUAAUGGAAAGGUUGAUCUGAAAGACGUUAUGGAUAGAGUAAAAGCUAUUACAGGAGGGGAAAUUGAUGCCAGAGAUGUGAAAACUAUUUUGAGAAACAUGGGAAUAGAAAUGACAGAUGAAGAAUGCUUGGAACUGGUGAAUAACCUGCCUUUUAAUGAUGAUAACAAGGUCUUUAAGAACAGAUUACUGGAAGAUGUAACAUCUCUCAAAGGUGGAAAAGUCAAUGUCAACAAUCUGGACACCAUUCUGGACAAUCUAGGAAUCAAACUUGCAGAGAAGGAACUAAAAGAUCUGACUCAAAACAUACAUGUUGGUGUUGAUAAGAAAAUGCCUCUAGAAACACUGAUGGAAAAAGUCAAAGAUUUUACAGGUGCAAAGAUUGAGUCUAGUGAUGUAAAAAAUGUUCUGGAAAACCUUGGUAUUAAGCUCACAGAGAAGGAACUAGAAAAGCUGCUGAAAACAUUGCCAAUUGAUGCUGCUGGAAAGUUAUAUCAUAAUAGGUUGCUGAAGAGUAUACAAUCUCUCAGAGAGGGGAAAAUUAAAAAGAAUAACCUCCUUACCAGCUUGAAAAAUAUGGGGAUCAAUCUCACAGAAGAGCAAUUUGCUGAACUGUCAGAAAAUCUACAAGUUGAUGCAAAUGGGGAUGUUGACCUGCGUGAAGUGAUGGAAAGAGAAAAGGCUAUUACAGGGAUGGUCGACGUCAAAAACCUGGAAACCGUUCUAGAUGACAUGAGACUCAAACUCACUGAUCAGGAGCUUGAAGAUCUGAUACAAAACCUGCCAGCCAGUGCUGAUAAUAAAGUGGCUCUGAAAACUUUGGAGAACGAAGUGAAAUCUUUUACUGGACGAAAGGUUGAUGCUAGUGACAUACCAAAUAUUCUAAAAAACAUGGGUAUUGAACUUACAAAUAAGGAUUAUAAGCAACUGUUGGAAACAGUGCCCUUUGAUGCUAAUGGAAAGGUGUUUCAAAACAGAUUGCUUAAAGAUGUGAGGCAUAAUAAAAGAGGGAAGGUUGAUGUAGAUAACCUGGAUGCUAUUUUAAAAGUCAUGGGAGUCAAGCUUACAGAAAAAGAACUUGAUCUGUUAAAGAAUCUUCUGAGGGAUGCCAAUGAGAAAAUUGAUCUGAAAAAACUGAUGGAUAAAGUCGAAGCUGUUACAGGAGAGGAAGUUGAUGUCAAUGACAUGGAAACAGUUCUAAGAAACAUGGGGGUAGAGCUCACAGAUAAGGAGCUCUCAGAACUGAUGACUAAUCUGCCAGUUGAUGAUGGAAAGGUUUAUCAGAAGAGGUUAAUGGAUGGUUUAAAGUUUCUUAAAGGAGGAAAGAUUGAUUCCAGUAAAGUGGAUACAGUUUUGGGUAACAUGGGCAUGGAUCUCACUGAAAAGGAGCUUCAAGAUCUUACUCAAAACCUGCCAGUUGAUGCUAAUGAUAAGGUUGAUCUGAAAAGGGUGAUGAAUGAAGUGAAAUAUUUCACAGGAGAAAAAGUUGAUAUGAACAAAAUUAAAAGUGCUUUGGAAGACUUGGGGAUUGAAUUCACCCCUAAUGAGUACUUGAACUUAUUAGAGACACUGCCAGUUAGUGCUGAUGGAAAAGUGUAUCAGAAAAGGUUGAUGAAGGGUAUAAAGUUCCUCAAACGAGGUAGUGUUAAUAUGAAAAAGCUGGACACUCUUUUAGAAAACAUGGGGAUCAAAAUCACAGAAAAAGAAUUCAUGGAUCUAACAGAAAGACUGCCAGACAAUGGGAAAGUCAAACUAACUAAGCUGAUGGAAGAAUUGGAUGGUGUCUUAGGAGAACAGAUAGAUGUCAAUGACCUAGAAAAUGUUUUGAAAGACAUGAAAGUAGAGGUCACAGAUAAGGAAUAUAUGCAUUUAGUAAAAACUCUACCACUUGAUGCUGGAGGAAAGGUAUAUAAAAAAAAGUUACUGGAUGGCAUAAAGACACUUAAAAGAGGAAAAGUUGAUUUGAAUAACCUGGACACAUUUCUGGAAAAUAUGGGGAUUAACCUCUCACAUAAAGAACUUGAAGAUUUUUCCCAAAACCUUCCAGUUGAUGUUGAUGGGAAGAUUGAUCUGAAAAACGUGGUGCUGAAAAUGAAAGAUUUUACAGGAGAAAAGGUUGAUGCUGGAGAUGUGAAAAAUGUUCUUAAAGACAUGGGGAUAAAAGUCAACGAUAAGGAAUGUGAGGAACUGCUAAAAUUACUACCGCUUGAUGGUGAUAAGAAAGUUUUUCAGAAUAGAUUGCUAACAGGUUUGCAGUCUUUGAAAGGAGGAAAGGUUGAUGUCAAUAACUUGAACACAAUUCUGGGCAACAUGGGUAUCAAGCUCAAAAAUAAGGAACUUAAAAAUGUGAUACAAAAAGAGCCUGCUGAUGCUAAUGGAUACAUUCCUCUAAAAAAGGUGAUGAGUGAUGUGAAAACAGUUACAGGCAAGUUAAAAGUUGCUAUAAAGAUUAAAAUCCUGGGCUCACCCAGGGAAUGGUGUCUAAGGUAG
This is a messenger RNA of Tupaia belangeri chinensis (Chinese tree shrew), 2805 nucleotides long. RefSeq names its product EF-hand calcium-binding domain-containing protein 13-like. The transcript is spliced from 35 exons. The record is from RefSeq and is a predicted model, not a curated record. The coding region runs from base 1 to 2805 and encodes 934 amino acids. Lineage: Eukaryota; Metazoa; Chordata; Mammalia; Scandentia; Tupaiidae.